CGUACCCCAGCAGCCAAGUUUUUGGAAUUCUGGGAUAUCCCUUCCCACGGAUUCGGAUAUACCGGCCUUCUUAAACGGAGGCACAUAUCGGACGGUCAAUGUACGCUUUCUUGCGUUUUUCUCCUAUUUUUCUCUCUUUUCUUCCCUCGAUAGCGCGCUUGUAAUGCAGGCGCUGGAGCAUCGAUUUCACGGAUUGGAGCUCCGGUUUGCGAGAUUUCUUGUGUAAGUUUCAGGUUUCACGGAUUCUGGACUCUGUGGGGCUGGAUUUUUGGUGAUAUCGACGAGCGAGCUCUCGGCUCAUCGAUUGAUCCAAGAAAUUUCGCGAAAUCUCUGGGUCUGGGGUGAUAUUUCGGCCGCGGCUCUGCUCCAGGGAUCCAUGGAUCGCUUCCGGAGCGCUCCACCGGGGAUCCGUGUGGCGAGAGCGAUCGCGGGCAGGAAUUUCCGGGUGGGCAAGGGCCUCAUUCUCGUCAUCACCUUCAUCGCCUACGCCUGCUACCACGCCUCCCGCAAGCCGCCGAGCAUCGUCAAGAGCGUUCUUGAUCCAGAGACAGGCUCCAGCAAUCCCAAUAUCAACGCCAUCGAUUCCAUCGCCGCCAUCGCGGUCGCCGGCAACGCGAGCGCUGUCCAAGAAAUCGCCAUCGCCAGGCCUCUCAGCUGGCUCUUCGUCCCCCGCGAUGCCUCGAAUGCGGCGCGGCUCCAAUCCAGAGCCGCCGGCUGGGCUCCAUUCAACGAAGAGGGCGGAAAAUCCCGGCUGGGCCAGAUCGACGUCGCGUUCCUGGCGUGCUACGCGCUGGGGAUGUUCUUCGCGGGGCAUCUCGGCGACAGGCUCGACUUGCGGAUCUUCCUCACGAUGGGGAUGGUGGGCAGCGGCACCUUCGUUUGCCUCUUUGGCCUGGGCUACUGGUGGAACAUCCACAGCCUCUACUACUUCCUCUUCGUCCAGAUGAUCGCGGGGCUCUUUCAAGCAACAGGAUGGCCGUCGGUGGUGGCCAUCGUUGGGAACUGGUGUGGGAAAUCCAAGCGGGGAUUGAUCAUGGGCGUGUGGAACGCUCACACCUCGGUUGGAAACAUCGUUGGAUCACUGGUUGGAGCGGCGGUUCUUCCAUUCGGCUGGGGGUGGUCGUUUCUACUCCCGGGGUUGCUUAUCAUGGUCGGUGGCGUGAUGGUCUACUUGUUCCUGGUGGUGGAUCCGCGAGACGUGGAUUUGCCAUCUCCAUACGAUGGUGGCGGUGGCGAGAGUUCGUCCGUGCAAGGAUCAAGCGACGAGGAGGAGGAAGAUGAGGCUGGAUCAUCGUCGAGCUCCAGCCUCGUUUCGGAUCGAGAUGAUCAGGAUCCAGAGGCCCAGGUGAGGAAAAACUCCAGCCCCGGACGCGAUCAACCCGUCGGGUUCUUGGAGGCGUGGGUGAUACCCGGAGUUGCUCCAUUCGCGUUUUGUCUCUUCUUCUCGAAGCUGGUUGCUUACACUUUUCUCUACUGGCUACCGUUCUAUGUACGACACACAAGAAUUGCUGGAGUCGUCCUCUCCGACACGACAGCCGCGAAUCUCUCGAUACUGUUCGACAUAGGCGGCGUUUUCGGCGGUGUUCUCGCCGGCCACCUUUCGGACAAGCUCAACGCGCGGGCCAUCACCGCGGCAACUUUCACGUACUGCGCGAUCCCGGCGCUCUUCUUCUACCACGAGUUUGGAGCAAUCUCCAUGCCUCUCAACGCGGGGCUGAUGCUGGCGCUGGGAAUGCUGGUGAACGGCCCCUACGCGCUCAUCACCACGGCGGUGUCCGCGGACCUGGGGACGCACAGCAGCUUGAGUGGCGAUGCUCGGGCGCUGUCCACUGUGACCGCCAUCAUCGACGGGUGUGGAUCGGCUGGAGCGGCCGUGGGUCCGCUGCUCACGGGCUACAUCUCGGAGCAAGGCUGGGACAACGUCUUCCUCAUGCUCAUGGCCUCGGCGUUCAUGGCGGGGCUGCUGCUCUCGAGACUGGUGGUGAACGAGGCCGCCGAGAAGAUCCGGGGGCUCCGCGAGGCUGGAAAAGAUUCGUCAUCUCGCGCAUCCUCCUCGGGAGAUCUCUCACAGCCAUUCAUAAAUGGGAAAGGCUGAGUGGCCCUGAAAUGAUGCCCCACUCCACUACCGCGGCUCUGGAUACGAUUUUUUUUUGUCUCCUAGGAUCGAUCGUUCGAAUCUCUGGGAUGGGAUCAUACAUAUUUGCGGGAGGUAUGAUCCAGUGUAAAUAUUCUUGGCGCGCGAUUGAGAUGUGUUUGUCCCUUGGAAUCUUCUUGGAAGUUAUUGUCAGUAGACAAUAAGUUUUGGAAAAGAGAAAGGUAGAUAUAUAUCAAAAUCCUUUUAGGGAAAUUUGCUUAAAGGUAGAACUUGGUUGCACCGUGACACAUAAACUCUGAUGAAUCAGUAGACAAUAAGUUUUCGAAAAGAGAAAGGUAGAUACAUAUCAUUGUCACUCAAUAAAGAGAAUCACAAUGUUUGCUUAAA
This is a messenger RNA of Selaginella moellendorffii, 2482 nucleotides long. RefSeq names its product putative glycerol-3-phosphate transporter 1. NCBI's taxonomy places the organism in Eukaryota, Viridiplantae, Streptophyta, Lycopodiopsida, Selaginellales, Selaginellaceae. The coding region runs from base 377 to 2095 and encodes 572 amino acids. Gene Ontology annotation, biological process: transmembrane transport; phosphate ion homeostasis. Gene Ontology annotation, molecular function: transmembrane transporter activity. The transcript is spliced from 3 exons. The record is from RefSeq and is a predicted model, not a curated record.